AUAGUGCGUUAAAUCAUUUUAUUAUACUGUAUACAGCAAAUGACAUGAAUUUCCGCCUGUGUUUGAUCACGUGACCGAGUGACGCAGAAAACAACAUGGCGACCUCCUGUGAAAGCAAUAUCGAGUCAGUGAGAAAAAGACGCCCCAAAGGUGCUUCAGCAGCGGACGCAAAGUUUGCCGACAGCAUUAGCAGAAAAGAUGCGGUCAACACAAUCGAAGGCACCAAGAAAGGAAAGAAGCUCCAGUCGUUGCAAACGGGGACUUUCUGGCUCACUCGUAUUGUGCUGCUGCGCUCCGUUGCCUUUAUUUACUUUGUGGCGUUCAGUGUCGCUUACAACCAGAAUAAACAGCUGAUCGGCGAAAAUGGCCUGAUGCCCUGCAAGAGCUAUCUCAAUAGUGUCAAGCGCUACGUUGGAGGAAAGAUAGGCAUGGCUGCUCUGGCCUACACGCCCUCCGUACUCUGGUUCUUGGACUGGAGCAAUAUGGACGCCAACCUGGAUGGCAUCGCCUUGGCGGGGAUGUCCCUCUCUGGUUUUAUUCUGGUGACGGGAAUGGCCAAUAUGGUGAUCAUGGUGUCCUUGUGGGUGCUAUACCACUCCUUGGUCAAUGUGGGCCAGCUAUGGUACUCCUUUGGCUGGGAGAGUCAGCUGUUGGAAACGGGCUUCCUGGCCAUUUUCUUGUGUCCUUUGUGGACUCUGUCCCAAGUCCCCCGCUGCUGCCCCCCUUCCUUCAUCUGCAUCUGGACGUUCAGAUGGCUAAUUUUCCGCAUCAUGCUUGGAGCUGGCCUGAUUAAAAUCCGAGGGGACCAAUGUUGGCGAGACCUCACCUGCAUGGAUUAUCACUAUGAGACGCAGCCUGUCCCGAACCCCGUGUCUUACUACAUGCAUCGCUCCCCAUGGUGGUUCCAUCGCUUCGAGACGAUGUCCAACCACUUUAUUGAGCUCGUCGUCCCCUUCUUCACUUUCCUGGGCAGGCGGAUGUGCAUUGUCAAUGGCGCACUGCAGGUCCUAUUUCAGAUAGUUCUGAUCGUGAGUGGGAACCUCAGUUUCCUCAACUGGUUGACCAUUGUACCCAGUCUGGCCUGUUUUGAUGACGCAUCACUGGGCUUCUUGUUUCGCUCCGGAAGUGGAGCCAAGAAAACAGUUUUGAAGAUUCAAGAUGAGGAAAAAAGUGGACGGUCCCCUGAAGCCACUAAAGGAAUGCGGAUUCGUCAGGUGGUCAAUGUGUCAUUGGGCAUUCUGAUCGGCUGUCUGAGUGUUCCGGUCCUCAUGAACCUACUGAGUCCCAGGCAGGUGAUGAACACCUCCUUUGACCCGCUGCGCAUCGUCAAUACCUACGGCGCCUUUGGCAGUAUUACCAAGGAGCGCACUGAAGUGAUUUUCCAGGGCACUCUGAGUGAGGAUCCCAAAGACCCGAAGGCAGUCUGGGAGGAAUACCAAUUCCUUUGUAAGCCAGGAGAUCUUUACCGACGGCCGUGUCUCAUUUCCCCGUAUCAUUACCGCCUGGACUGGCUCAUGUGGUUCGCGGCCUUCCAGACCUACGAGCAGAGUGAGUGGGUCAUUCACAUAGCGGGACGCCUUUUAGCGAACGAUAGCACAGUCCUCUCGCUGCUGGACCACAACCCCUUCCAGGACAGAGGCAUACCCAGGUGGGUUCGGGGAGAACAUUUUCGAUACAAGUUCAGCCAGCCAGGCAGUGCCAGCGCAGCUGAGGGCAAGUGGUGGCUGAGAAAGCGCAUCGGGCCCUACUUUCCUGCUGUGGAUCUUGCAGCACUCAGGGGAUACUUCCAGUCCAGGGACUGGCCUCACCCACAUAUACCAACGCGGAAGAACUAAGGACAUCGGCGACGUUGCCACACAGAGGACUAUCGUGGGAAAAAGAACUCGUCAUCGAUAGU
Hippocampus zosterae (dwarf seahorse) is the source of this 1897-nucleotide messenger RNA. RefSeq names its product lipase maturation factor 1 (gene lmf1). Gene Ontology annotation, biological process: protein maturation. Bases 96 to 1835 code for a protein of 579 amino acids. NCBI's taxonomy places the organism in Eukaryota, Metazoa, Chordata, Actinopteri, Syngnathiformes, Syngnathidae. Gene Ontology annotation, cellular component: endoplasmic reticulum membrane. The transcript has 11 exons. The record is from RefSeq and is a predicted model, not a curated record.